This is a messenger RNA of Neolamprologus brichardi, 812 nucleotides long. Lineage: Eukaryota; Metazoa; Chordata; Actinopteri; Cichliformes; Cichlidae. The record is from RefSeq and is a predicted model, not a curated record.
AUGGAACCAAUGACUCUGCUGUGGCUACUCUCUCAUCUGACAAUGAGCCCCAACCGAUCUCAGUUCUUCGAAGGUGACUUUGUAUCUCUGAGCUGUGAGGAGGACGACAGCUCUACGAGAUGGAAUCUGACAAGAAACACAAGAAAACAACAGAGGACUCAGUGUGGAGUUCGGUGGGGAAUAACAGCUGGUUCCUCCUGUAACAUCAGUUAUGUCUUUCCACUGGACAGUGGAGUUUACUGGUGUGAGUCCAGAGAUGGUCCCAUCAGUAACAUGGUUAACCUGACAGUCACUGGUGGAUCAGUGAUCCUGCAGAGUCCUGUCCCCCCUGUGAUGGAAGGAGAUGACGUCACUCUGCUCUGUAAAACAAAGACCACUCCCUCCAACCUCCCAGCUGCUUUCUUCAAAGAUGGAGUCUUCAUCGGGAAAGAGCCUACAGGUCACAUGACCAUCCAGCAUGUUUCCAGGUCUGAUGAAGGCCUCUACAAGUGUGACAUCAGCGGUCAUGGAGAGUCUCCAUCCAGCUGGAUCACUGUCACAGUCCAGCCCACAUCUGGAGCUCCGCCCUCUGCCUCAACACACUCACAGCUCACGCUGACCCUGCUCCGCUACCUAGUGGUGUUCUGUCCAUACUUUAUCUCCACUCUCCUCAUGGUGUCUUUAUAUUUAUCCAGAGCCAAUAAUCAAUAAUCAAUGACCUAAUAACCUAAUGAUUGACAGCUGUUAAUUGUUUAAUUCUUUAAAUAGAAUAAAUCAAACUUUCCUUUCUGACCUUGCUGGACUCCAUGAAAUGCCUCCUGUGACAGUGAUGA